Messenger RNA from Linnemannia hyalina, 204 nucleotides. The record is from the annotation of a GenBank genome assembly. Lineage: Eukaryota; Fungi; Mortierellomycota; Mortierellomycetes; Mortierellales; Mortierellaceae.
AUGAACACUGGAUUAUCAUUCUCGUCGUCCACAAUAUAUGGUGGCUCUGGUUUUGGUGGCAGCGGUGGCGGCAAUGGGUUCCCGGGAAGAAACGGCAACAACGUCGACUACAACCAGUUCAGGAUAGGGAUCUUUUCCUUUGGAAUCAAGGACGAUACUCAGACAGAGCCCGUGCUGGUCAUCGACAAGCGCCGAUGGCGGUGA